AUGCCUGAACCACCAUCGACCAUAUCGCAGACUCGGCAACUCCCGCGCCGUCCAAAGGAAAAGACCAACCAGGUCGAGGAGUUCGCCGAUACCAUCGCCAAGUAUGCUAGUCCCGACGACGUUCCUGAUGUGGCUAUUAACAUCUCAAUUGAUGUCGUUAUUCUGUGCAAUAAGGGCUUCAAUUUCUUCCAGAAAGCGACGAAAAACACUACCAGAAAGAAGAUCAAGCAGAGUAACUCCAGCCAUGCCCACAUAUCGGUACUGCAGCGUGUCCUGGCCAAGCUCGAGGGCCUGGACUCAGAAAGCUAAGUCAUCGAGGAAGUCAGCCAAGAAGCAACGGAAGCCGGAGAAGCCCUGAAGGCCUGGGUCAAGUCGAACAAUGGUCGCCCCUGGAUCGACAAAAUCGACUUUAGCUUUGCUGGGUCUGGCGAUGAGGAGGAUGACGAGUUUGAUCUCUACAUGAUGGUCUACUGUUUCUUCGAGGAUUUAAACACCAUCUGCAACAAAAUGCCAAGAACCAUGUCUCCUACUGCUCUGGGUGUCCUCACCAACGUGGCCUGCAAGUCUUGCCUCAUGGGCAAGGGUGUCAACGAGGACCCUGAAUUCUUCAUGCAUCAGCAGGAACCCAUUGAGGUCGGUCAGCUUGACUUCCGUAAGAGUUACGCCUGGGAUGAGCGCCGAUUUCGCGACUUUAUUUACCCCGAUUAUCUUCGCGAGCUUACUGCAUACCGGUUUCAUAUCGAGAAAGGCCAGGCCAAGGGCAUGCAGAAUGGGAAUGCUGCCAACGGCACGAGCGCUGCAUCUGAGGGUCAUGGAAGUGAUGACAGCAAGGCACGCGUCAAGCGAGAGACUGCUCUAGUCAAAGCUGACAAACACAAUCUCACCAAUCUUGCUCCUUUGGAGAUGUUUGACCUGGUGGACAAGGCUGUUGUGUCACAGUUGGGGUGCCCGGAGGGGGGGGGGCUUUUGAUUCUCAACUAUCUCGAGCUCUUUCACAAAUCCGUUGCUUUCCUGGAGGUUGUCGCUGCUGGGUUGGUCUGGAGUUCGAGGAACGCCUGGGUCCGAAGGAACCAGACUUUGCCGUGCACCUGA
Molecule: messenger RNA, 1092 nt
Organism: Thermochaetoides thermophila DSM 1495
Lineage: Eukaryota; Fungi; Ascomycota; Sordariomycetes; Sordariales; Chaetomiaceae
Source: the annotation of a RefSeq genome assembly